CAGAUACAAAUAAGCUGUAGCGUAUAUAUAAGGAAAACUUACAUUUAGGUCUAAUCAAAAACAGUAUGUAUCGAUUCUUCUUAAGAUGAGUGAUAUAGACACCUCCAUUUCAGUGAAAGGCACAGUGAAUGGACAUUCAAAGAAUACAGGUAAAAUUCUCAAUGACGACGUAUCAUCUUAUCAUUCCGCAGUUGAAGAUGAUACUAUUUCAACAAGUAAUGAUUCUGGAGUAACAUUUCCAUCCAUUGAGAAUUUACUUGAACAAAAUGAAAGUGUGGACAAUAAUUUGUUGACUUCUACAUCCGAAGAAGAUCUGGUUUUAGAAAAUACCAUCCCUCGGUCUCUGAAAUCGAACAAUGAAAGUGAUUCUCCCAUCUCAGACUAUGAAACAGAGUCUUCCAAAUCUUUAGUCAUCCUCUCUUCAAGUCAUUUCCUUACUGACUCACCAGCCAAUACAACGAAACCUCUUGACGCACGUGAUACAAGUUGCACCAAUGAUGCGGCCAUUAUUGACGCACGUGAUACAAGUUGCACCAAUGAUACGGCCAGUAUUAACGCACGUGAUACGAGUUGUACCAAUGAUGCAGCCAGUAUUAACGCACGUGAUACGAGUUGCACAAAUGAUGCAGCCAGUAUUAACAAAAGCUUUAUAAAGCAGCUUAUUAGAGAUGCGUAUAAAAAAGACGGUGCCGACAUGUAUGACGGAGAAAGCAACGACACAUGGCAACCUCGUGCCCAAUCUUCCCCAGCACGAAAAGCAACUCGUCAGAAAAUUUUAAUAAGGGAACUCUCUUUCGAUGAAUUACAAGAUGUGCAAGGUAUCGAUUUGAUGGCGCCUGUUUUUUUGGCUGUCACUGAUGAUGCUGACGAUAAUGUAAAUGAUCUGAGGAGAAAAGCGAAAUCAAUCGAAGACUUGUGCAGCACAACGUACGACGACGGUUUAGACUUCCGGCAAAGAAGCAGAUCCGAACUACCGCCGGGUUAUAAGGACAGGAAAAAAAGGAUAACGAGUCCUGCACAUGACACCAACUUUUAUAACUACGAAGAUAGUGAUACUGAUUAUAGUAUAGACGAUGCGAAAAGUCGUCUCACCAGCUUAAGUGUUCAAAGUAAUGCUUCUUUUGAUGACGAUAUAAACAUGGCGUCUGUUAGCGACCAAUAUAAUGAGUCUCUCGAUGAUUCUCUUGAAGAACGCGCCAUUAUGGAUGUAUUUAUAAACAAUGGGAUGUACGAUGAGGCUGAUGUCGAGGCGAUCAAUGCGAUGGAUGAGAAUAACUUAGAUGCUCUCAAACGAAUGAACGAAUCGCUCAUUUUUGGCGAGCAGAACUCUACAAAAAGUUCAGUUGCAACAUAUGAUGACGAAAAACAUGAGAAAUCGCCACGUCCAAAUUCGUUAAAUCUUGCAAAGGGAAACGAUACUGACCUAAAUAUGACACCAGUGAACGUUUCAGCCACAGCCAGCGGAUUUUGGGAAUAUCCUUGCACCGACAGUCCCGUUGCAAAAAGUCCUUCUUUUGCUAAUUAUAAUCGCCAGUUGAGUUUUAACACUUCACCUAAAUCUUCCAUGGUUAGUACAAGCGUCCACGAUAGAUUUAUUGUGGUUAGUGUGGCUGGCCAGCAGAAAGUUGUUGACAUGCAGCUGAUUGAACCGUAUUUGAAAGUACUCUCACAUGGAGGACAUCACAGAGUGGGAACGAAAUGUCACGUCUUAGUAGUUUUCACUGCAUGUUACCUACCUACGAAAUACACAGACAAAUAUCAUAUCAUUAUGGAACAACUUUUUUAUUAUUUUGUACAUGCCGUCAACUUGCUGGUGACAGACACGUACGAAAUUGUGUACUUCACUUCUGCUGUGGAUGGGAAAAAUAUGCCGUCACAUGCAUGGAUCAAACAGUGUUAUGAUAUGCUGGAAUAUAGAUUAAAGAAAAGUUUACAAGUUGUCUAUUUUGUCCAUCAAUCAAUAUGGCUGAAAACUAUCCUUCGCUUCUCAAAGUUAUUUGUAAGCUCAAAGUUUAGAAGGAAAAUCCGUUUCAUUAAAAAUAUAAAGACUUUGCAAAAACACAUUCCGUUAGAAUAUAUUUUCAUUCCACCUGAAAUACACCAGAUCGACAAAAGAUUUAGCUGAUAUGUAAAUAACGUGAAGAUUGAUUUUAUGCACUUUAUCACUGUCCAAAUUUUCGCUUUCACCAAACACGGUAGAACUAUGAAUUUGUUGAUUAUUGAUAUAUUAUAAAGGCGAAAACUUUUGCCACGUAGACCAAUUUUUCGGAGGUGAACUGUAGCGUUUAUUUGACCGCUAUCCACAUGUUGUUUUAUGGUUAUUUGUUGGGGCCGGGUGGGGGUAUAAAAGAUGUACAUAUGUAGAAUAUAGUAGUCUCGGAAUCUAACUUUCGCAGUUAUUGUAAUUUGUUAAAUAGGUAAAUUAUAGAAAAUGCUGCGUUAUCAAAGUAAAAUCUAAUCUGGUUUCAAAUCUAGAACUAAUUCCUUUCCUCGUUGAGACAAUAGAUGGUUCGGGGUGUUUCAAACUACCUGUUGUAUGUACGAGACAGAAUAAGACAUUUUUUAUCUCAAGAGUUGCUCAUUCAAUGCUGGGUACUAAAUUGACAAAAAACACGUUGUUCUCCUGUUCCACAGGUUUCAAGGAUUUCUCUCUCCUCCUUGGUGUGGAUUUUAUUUUCAUAACGCACAUAAAUUUUUAUUUUUCUACUAGUUGAAAUGGAGUUUGGUAUUCGUUAAUUUGCAUUUAAUACUUAAUAUAUUUUCAAGAAAUUAUAUGUAUUUUUGAUAAUUAAUGUAACUAGUAGCUGUUUAAGCAAUUUGGAAAAUACAUUUCAUUACUAUGC
This is a messenger RNA of Hydractinia symbiolongicarpus, 2843 nucleotides long. RefSeq lists its product as uncharacterized. The transcript is spliced from 10 exons. The coding region runs from base 86 to 2125 and encodes 679 amino acids. Gene Ontology annotation, cellular component: cytoplasm. The record is from RefSeq and is a predicted model, not a curated record. NCBI's taxonomy places the organism in Eukaryota, Metazoa, Cnidaria, Hydrozoa, Anthoathecata, Hydractiniidae.